Tachyglossus aculeatus (Australian echidna) is the source of this 13089-nucleotide messenger RNA. RefSeq names its product tenascin XB (gene TNXB). Gene Ontology annotation, molecular function: protein binding. Lineage: Eukaryota; Metazoa; Chordata; Mammalia; Monotremata; Tachyglossidae. The record is from RefSeq and is a predicted model, not a curated record.
CGAGAGAGAAGGACGUGCCCUGGGGAGCCCCUGCCCUCGGGGGGCUUAGUGGGCCAAUCCGAGGAGUCCCCAGGAAUCCCCAGGAGCCCUCGAACCCCCCCAACCCCAGCGGGAGCCUUCCCCCUUCUCCAGAUCGAGGGCAGGACAGGUGCGGAGACUCACCGGCCCGGAUUCACUCCACCUCCUUUGGGACCCCCAGGCCUAUGCCUGCCGGGACCGCCGAGACCCCGGUCGUCAACUGACUGAGAGCCGCUCCGGAGCGAUGCCCCCCGGCGCGCCCCUGGCCCCGGCCCUGGCCCUCCUGGCGCUGCUGGGGGUGGCGGGAGCCGGCCCCUUCUCCCCCCGCGGCAACGGGUCGGCCCCGGCCCCUCGUCCCCCUCCCCGACCGGGGAGCCGGGCGGGGGGCUCGGCCGCCCAACUGUACGAACACACGGUGGAGGACGGGGAGAAGCAGGUGGUCUUCACUCACCGCAUCAACCUGCCCCCCGGGGCGGGCUGCGGCUGCCCGCCGGGCACGGAGCCCCCGGCCUCGGGGACGGAAGUGCGGGCCCUGCAGGCCCGGCUGGAGGCCCUGGAAGAGCUGGUCAGAGGCCUCAGGGAGCAGUGCGCGGGGGGCUGCUGCCCACCCGGCGUCGCCCAGGCCGGGACCGGCCAGACGGACGUCCGGACCCUGUGCAGCCUCCACGGCGUGUUCGACCUGAGCCGCUGCGCCUGCUCCUGCGAGCCGGGCUGGGCCGGGACCACGUGCUCGGAGCCCGUCGAGGCCGGGCCUCCGGCCCCGGGCUCCUCCCGGCCGCCCCCAUCCUCCGGCCUGUCCUCGCCCGCCUCCUGCCCCGACGACUGCAACGACCAGGGCCGCUGCGUCCAGGGCCGCUGCCAAUGCUUCCCCGGCUACUCGGGCCCAGCCUGCGACCACCCGGCCUGCCCCGGGGACUGUAACCGACGCGGCCGCUGCCAGGCCGGACGCUGCGUCUGCCGACCGGGCUACGUGGGCGAGGACUGUGGGAGCCGGGCCUGUCCGCGGGGCUGCAGCCAGCGGGGCCGCUGCCAGGACGGGCGCUGCCUCUGCCAGCCGGGCUACACGGGCGACGACUGUGCCCGGCGGACCUGCCCGGGAGACUGCAGCCAGCGGGGCCUUUGUCAGGACGGGCGCUGCGUCUGCGACCCGGGCUAUACGGGCGAGGACUGCGCCCAGCGGAGUUGCCCGAGAGGCUGCAGCCAACGGGGCCGGUGCCAGGACGGGCUCUGUGUCUGCGAUCCGGGCUACACGGGCGAGGACUGUGCCCAGCAGAGUUGCCCGAGAGGCUGCAGCCAACGGGGCCUGUGCCAGGAUGGGCUCUGCAUCUGCGACCCGGGCUACACGGGUGAGGACUGUGCCCAGCAGACCUGCCCGCAGGACUGUAGCCAGCGGGGCCAGUGCCAGGAUGGGCUCUGCGUCUGCGACCCGGGCUAUACGGGUGAGGACUGUGCCCAGCGGAGUUGCCCGAGAGGCUGCAGCCAGCGGGGCCGGUGCCAGGACGGGCUCUGCGUCUGCAACCCGGGCUACAUGGGCGAGGACUGUGCCAAGCGCAGCUGCCCACGGGGCUGCAGCCAGCGGGGCCGCUGCCAGGACGGGCGCUGCGUCUGCCACCCGGGCUACGCGGGCGAGGACUGUGGAACCCGCACUUGCCCCCACGGCUGCCGGGGCCGCGGGCGCUGCCAGGCCGGGGUCUGUGUCUGCAACCUGGGCUUCACGGGCGAGGACUGUGGGGCGAGGAGCUGCCCGGGGGACUGUCGGGGCCGCGGCCGCUGCGAGAACGGGCGCUGCGUGUGCUGGCCGGGCUACGGGGGCGACGACUGUGGCACCCGGAGCUGCCCCCACGACUGCCGGGGCCGCGGGCACUGCCAGGCCGGGCGCUGCGUCUGCGAUGCCGGCUACACGGGCGACGACUGCGGGGCGAGGAGCUGCCCGGGCGACUGUAGCGGGAGAGGCCUCUGCCAGGACGGGCAAUGCGUCUGCGACCUGGGCUUUGCCGGCGAGGACUGCAGCACCCAGAGCUGCCCCCACGACUGUCGGGGCCGCGGACAGUGCCAGGCCGGGCGCUGCGUCUGCAACCCGGGCUUCACGGGCGAGGACUGCGGGGCGAGGAGCUGCCCGGGUGACUGUAACCGGCGGGGCCUCUGCCAGGACGGGCGAUGCGUGUGUGAGCCGGGCUACGGCGGGCCUGCUUGUGGCACCCAGACCUGCCCCCAUGACUGUCGGGGCCGCGGGCGCUGCGUCCAAGGCACCUGUGUGUGCCAGGAGGGCUACGGCGGCCCUGACUGCGAGCCGGUCGGGGCAGGCCAGGGCUGCCCGGGGGGCUGCGGGCCGCGGGAGUGGUGCCAGGCCGGGCACUGUGUCUGCGUGGAAGGGUUCCACGGGCCCGACUGUGCCAUCCAGACGUGCCCCGCCGACUGCCGGGGCCGUGGCCUCUGCCGUCAGGGACUCUGCCUCUGCCACGAGGGCUUCGCCGGCCUGGACUGCGGAGAAGAGAUCCCUCAGGUGGAAGGGCUGAGACUUCACCUACUAGAGGAGACGACUGUGAGGACCGAAUGGACCCGGGCCCCGGGGCCCGUGGACUCCUACGAGAUCCAGUUCACCCCCACGACGGAGGGGAUGGGACCCCCCUUCUCAGCCCGCGUGCCCAGCUCGGCCUCGGCCUUCGACCAUAGCGGACUGGCCCCGGGACAAGAAUACAACGUCGCGGUCCGGGCCCUGAGGGGACCCAGCCGGGGCCCACCCACCUCGCAGACCAUCACCACCAUGAUCGACGGGCCCACCGACCUGCGGGUGACAGAUGUGACACCGACCACCCUGCAGCUGGCCUGGCUGCGGCCCCGGGCCGAGGUGGACCGCUUCGUCGUCUCCUACGUGAGCGCCGGCAACCAGCGGGUGCGGCUGGACGUGCCGCCUGAUCAGGAAGGGGUCCUGCUGGAGGACCUGAUGCCCGGCGUGGAGUACGUGGUUACCGUCACCGCCGAGAGAGGCCGGGCCGUCAGCUACCCGGCCUCCGUCAGGGCCAACACAGGCUUCUCCAGCGCCACGGACGAGCCCCCGCCCCGGGGGCUGCCCCCACCACCCACCACGCAGGGGGUGGCGACGACCCCAGUGGAGCGCUGGGGGCUGCUGGGGAAGCUGAACGUGACGGACGCGGGGGCCGGCCGCCUGCGGGUCACCUGGGUGGCCCGGCCGGAGACCUUCGACCACUUCUUGCUGCAGCAGUCAGUGGUUGGAGUGCCCGGGGCCCGCGAGGAGACGGUGCCCGGCGAAGCCCGCGAGGCCCUCCUGCCCGCCCCCGGCACCGACUACGAGCUGCACCUGUCCGGGGUGUCUCCUGAUGGCCGGAGCACCACCCCACUCAUCUAUCGGAACCACACAGCUCCGGCAAGUGGAGAAGCCCCUAAGGCGCCCCGCCUCGGGGAGCUGUGGGUGUCGGACGUGACCCCGGAUUCGCUGCGCCUCUCCUGGACGGUCCCCGAGGGCCGCUUCGACUCCUUCAUGGUCCAGUACAAGGACGCCAAGGGGCGGCCCCAGGCGGUGCCCGUGGAGGGGCCCGAGCGCUCGGUCACCAUCUCCCCCCUGGACCCCGCCCGCAAGUACAAGUUCAACCUGUUCGGGCUCCUGGGCAAGAAGCGCGUCGGCCCCAUCUCCACCGAAGCCAAGACCGCUGCCCGGAAAGAUCCUGGCCCAGGGGCUCUGGGCCGCCUUGGGGAGCUGUGGGUGUCGGACCCGACCCCGGACUCGCUGCGCCUCUCCUGGACGGUCCCCGAGGGCCACUUCGACUCCUUCCUGGUCCAGUACAAGGACGCCAAGGGGCGGCCCCGGUCGGUGCCCGUGGAGGGGCCCGAGCGCUCGGUCACCAUCUCCCCCCUGGACCCCGCCCGCAAGUACAAGUUCAACCUGUUCGGGCUCCUGGGCAAGAAGCGCGUCGGCCCCAUCUCCGCCGAUGGAACCACCGCCCCGCGAGACGAAGCGACCCCUACCCUCCGGGCCCCGGAGCCCCGCCUGGGUGAGCUGUGGGUGUCGGACCCGACCCCGGACUCGCUGCGCCUCUCCUGGACGGUCCCCGAGGGCCGCUUCGACUCCUUCCUGGUCCAGUACAAGGAUGCCAAGGGGCGGCCCCGGGCGGUGCCCGUGGAGGGGCCCGAACGCUCAGUCACCAUCUCCCCUCUGGACCCCGCCCGCAAGUACAAGUUCAAUCUGUUCGGGCUCCUGGGCAAGAAGCGCGUCGGCCCCAUCUCCGCCGAUGGAACCACUGCCCCUCAAGAGGAAGAGACCCCAGCCACGCAGGCCCCGGAACCUCCCCGCCUCGGGGAGCUGUCGGUGUCGGAUGAGACUGCAGACUCCCUGCGCCUCUCCUGGACGGUCCCCGAGGGCCACUUCGACUCUUUCGUCGUCCAAUAUGAAGACUCGGAUGGGCGGCCCCAGACCGUGCGGGUUGGGGGCGACCAGACUGAGGUCACCAUCUCUGGCCUGGAGCCCGACAGGAAGUACAACAUAAACUUCUAUGGCCUCCACGGCCAAGAGCGCGUGGGCCCUGUCUCUGUCAUCGGAGAGACAGCCCCCGGAGAUGAAGAACUACUGACUUCCGAGCCUCCCACGGAGCCCCCCUCCGAGCCCCGUCUGGGAGAGCUGUCGGUGACUGACGAGACCCCAGACUCCCUGAGCCUCUCCUGGACAGUCCCCGAGGGCCGUUUCGACUCCUUCGUGGUCCUGUAUCAGGACGCGGACGGCCGGCCCCAGACGGUGCGGGUCGGGGGAGACCAGACCGAGGUCACCGUCUCCGGCCUGGAGCCCGACAGGAAGUACAAGCUGAACCUCUUCGGCCUCCACGGCAAACAGCGCGUGGGCCCCGUCUCCGUCAUCGCCUCAACGGCCCCCCUCCCAACAGACCCCAGCUCAGAGGAAGAAGAAGAAACCACAGUGGCAGCCACUGAGGCCCCAGAGCCCCCCCGGCUCGGGGAGCUGUCGGUGUCGGACGUGACCCUGGACUCCCUGCGCCUCUCCUGGACGGUCCCCCGGGGCCGCUUCGACUCCUUCGUGGCCCAGUACAAGGACCGGGAUGGGCGGCCCCAGGCAACACCUGUAAGGGGUGACCAGACGGAGGUCACCAUCUCUGGCCUCGAACCCAACAGAAAGUACAAAUUCCUCCUCUUCGGACUCCACGGGGGGAAACGCCACGGCCCCAUCGCCGCCGACGCCAAGACCCCCCGAGUAGAGGAGAAGCCAGCAGUCCUAGGUGAGCUGUGGGUGUCGGACCCGACCCCGGACUCGCUGCGUCUCUCCUGGACGGUCCCCGAGGGCCGCUUCGACUCCUUCCUGGUCCAGUACAAGGACGCCAAGGGGCGGCCCCGGUCGGUGCCCGUGGAGGGGCCCGAGCGCUCGGUCACCAUCUCCCCGCUGGACCCCGCCCGCAAGUACAAGUUCAACCUGUUCGGGCUCCUGGGCAAGAAGCGCGUCGGCCCCAUCUCCGCCGACGGAACCACCGCCCCGCCGCCCGAGACGAAGGAGGAGGGAGUGACCCCUCCCAGGACCCCGGUGCCCGCGGCCACCGCCCCCCCAGCCCCUGCUCCCAGGCCCCGCCUGGGGGACGAGCUGAGAGUAACAGAUGAGACCCCAGACUCCCUGCGCCUCUCCUGGACGGUUCCCGAGGGCCGCUUCGACUCCUUCCUGGUCCAGUACCAGGAUGGAGAUGGGGGGCUCAAGGCGGUGCCCGUUGGGGGCGACCAGACCGAGGUGACCAUCUCUGACCUGGAGCCCCAAACGGCAUACACGUUCCUGCUCCGUGGACUGUCUGGGGAGGAGUUCGUCGACUCCAUCUCCGCUCUGGGCGAGACGGGCCACCCUGCUUCGACUCCAACCUCUAUGGUCUGGGCCCCCACCGAAGCACCGGUGCCCCCCGCAGAGCCCCGCCUGGGGCCACUGGUGGUGGUGGGCAAGACCCCGGACUCCUUGCGCCUCUCCUGGACGGUCCCUGAGGGCCGCUUCGACUCCUUCGUGAUCCAGUACAAGAAUGGGGAUGGGCAGCCCCAGGCAGUGCGAGUCAGGGGUGACCAGAGCGAGGUCACGGUCUCCGGCCUGGAGCCCGAACACAAAUACAAGCUGAACCUCUACGGCCUCCACGGCAAACAGCGUGUGGGCCCUACCUCCGUGGUUGGAGUGACAGCCCCCAGAGACGAGGAACUGCUGACCUCCGAGCCCCCCACAGAGCCCCUCAUGGAGCCUCCAACGAAGCCCCGCCUUGGGGAGCUGUCGGUGAUGGACGUGACCCCGGACUCCCUGCGCCUCUCCUGGACGGUCCACGAGGGCCACUUCGACUCCUUCCUGGUCCAGUACAAGGACGCGGACGGACGGCCCCAGGCGGUGCCAGUCGGGGGAGACCAGACCGAGGUCACCGUCUCCGGCCUGGAGCCCGAACAUAAGUAUAGGCUGAACCUCUACGGUCUCCAUGGGAAACAGCGAGUGGGCCCCAUCCCCGUGGUUGGGGUGACAGCCCCCAGAGAUGAGGAACCUCUGACCCCCGAGCCCACCACAGAGCCCCGCCUAGGGGAGCUGUCGGUGACGGACGUGACCCCGGACUCCCUGAGCCUCUCCUGGACAGUCCCCGAGGGCCGCUUCGACUCCUUCCUGGUCCAGUACAAGGACGCAGAUGGGCGGCCCCAGUCAGUGCGGGUCAGGGGAGACCAGACCGAGGUCACCGUCUCCGGCCUGGAGCCCGAACGCAAAUACAAGCUGAACCUCUACGGCCUCCAUGGCAGACAGCGAGUGGGCCCCAUUUCGGUGGUUGGAGUGACAGGCCCCAGAGAUGAUGAAGUGCUGCCCUCCGAGCUUACAACACAAUCUCCAACAGAGCCCCCGACAGAGGCCCCCUCAAAGCCCACCCUAGGGGAGCUGUCUUUGGUGGACGUGACCCCGGACUCCCUGAGCCUCUCCUGGACGGUCCCCGAAGGCCAAUUCGACUCCUUCCUUGUCCAGUACAAGGACGCAGACGGGCGGCCCCAGUCGAUGCGGGUUGGGGGAGACCAGACCGAAGUCACCGUCUCCGGCCUGGAGCCCGAACGCAAAUACAAGCUGAACCUCUACGGCCUCCAUGGCAGACAGCGAGUGGGCCCCAUUUCAGUGGUUGGGGUGACAGGCCCCAGAGAUGAUGAAGCGCUGACCUCCGAGCUCCCAACACAAGCUCCAACAGAGCCCUCCACAGAGGCCCCCUCAAAGCCCACUCUAGGGGAGCUGUCUUUGGUGGAUGUGACCCCGGACUCCCUAAGCCUCUCCUGGACGGUCCCCGAGGGCCAAUUUGACUCCUUCCUGGUCCAGUACAAGGACGCGGACGGGCGGCCCCAGUCGGUGCGGGUCGGGGGAGACCAGACCGAGGUCACCGUCUCCGGCCUGGAGCCCGAACGCAAGUACAAGCUGAACCUCUACGGCCUCCAUGGCAGACAGCGAGUGGGCCCCAUUUCGGUGGUUGGAGUGACAGGCCCCAGAGAUGAUGAAGUGCUGACCUCAGAGCUCCCAACACAAUCUCCAACAGAGCCCUCCACAGAGGCCCCCUCAAAGCCCACUCUAGGGGAGCUGUCUUUGGUGGAUGUGACCCCGGACUCCCUGAGCCUCUCCUGGACAGUCCCCGAGGGCCACUUCGACUCCUUCCUGGUCCAAUACAAGGACGCGGAUGGGCGGCCCCAGUCGGUGCGGGUCGGGGGAGACCAGACCGAGGUCACCGUCUCCGGCCUGGAGCCCGAACGCAAAUACAAGCUGAACCUCUACGGCCUCCAUGGCAGACAGCGAGUGGGCCCCAUUUCGGUGGUUGGGGUGACAGGCCCCAGAGAUGAGGAAGUGCUGACCUCAGAGCUCCCAACACAAUCUCCAACAGAGCCCUCCACAGAGGCCCCCUCAAAGCCCACUCUAGGGGAGCUGUCUUUGGUGGACGUGACCCCGGACUCCCUAAGCCUCUCCUGGACAGUCCCCGAGGGCCACUUCGACUCCUUCCUGGUCCAAUACAAGGACGCGGAUGGGCAGCCCCAGUCAGUGCGGGUCGGGGGAGACCAGACCGAGGUCACUGUCUCCGGCCUGGAGCCCGAACGCAAAUACAAGCUGAACCUCUACGGCCUCCAUGGCAGACAGCGAGUGGGCCCCAUUUCGGUAGUUGGGGUGACAGGCCCCAGAGAUGAGGAAGUGCUGACCUCAGAGCUCCCAACACAAUCUCCAGCAGAGCCCUCCACAGAGACCCCCUCAAAGCCCACUCUAGGGGAGCUGUCUUUGGUGGACGUGACCCCGGACUCCCUGAGCCUCUCCUGGACAGUCCCCGAGGGCCACUUCGACUCCUUCCUGGUCCAGUACAAGGAUGCGGAUGGGCGGCCCCAGUCCGUGCGCGUCGGGGGAGACCAGACCGAGGUCACCGUCUCCGGCCUGGAGCCCGAGCGCAAGUACAAGCUGAACCUCUACGGUCUCCAUGGCAGACAGCGAGUGGGCCCCAUUUCGGUGGUUGGGGUGACAGCCCCCAGAGAUGAAGAACCGCUGACCUUCGAGCCCACUACAGAGCCUCCUACUGAGCCCCCCUCAGAACCCCGCCUAGGGGAGCUGUCGGUGACGGACGUGACCCCGGACUCCCUGAGCCUCUCCUGGACAGUCCCCGAGGGCCACUUCGACUCCUUCGUGGUCCAGUAUCAGGACACGGACCGGCAGCCCCGGACGGUGCGGGUCAGCGGGGACCAGACCGAGGUCACCGUCUCCGGCCUGGAGCCCGACAGGAAGUACAAGAUGAACCUCUAUGGCUUCCACGGCCAAGAGCGCGUGGGCCCUGUUUCUGUCGUCGGAGAGACAGCUCCACAGGAAGAGAGUCCCUCCCUGGAGCCCCGCCUGGGAGAGCUGUUGGUCUCGGACAAGACGCCAGACUCCCUGAGCCUCUCCUGGACGGUCCCGGAAGGCCGGUUUGACUCCUUCAUCAUCCAGUAUAAGGGGAGGGAUGGACGGCCCCAGGCGGUCCCCGUGGCUGGCGACCGGACCGAGGUCACCGUCUCCGGCCUGGAGCCCAACAAGAAGUACAAGAUGAAUCUCUUCGGGUUCCUGGGUAAACAACGCGUGGGCCCUGUGUCUGUGGUCGGAGUAACGGAUAAAGAAGAGAUUCAAACAUCCCCAGCCCCAACCCCCUCUGAAGCCCCAGAGCCCCCCACGAAGCCCCGCCUGGGGGAGCUGUCAGUGACGGACGAGACCCCAGACUCCCUGAGCCUCUCCUGGACGGUCCCCGAGGGCCGCUUCGACUCCUUCCUGAUCCAGUACAAGGACUUUAAUGGGCAACCCCAGGCAGUGCCCAUCGGGGGAGACCAGACCGAGGUCACCGUCUCCGACCUGGAGCCCGACCGCAAGUACAAGAUGCACCUCUACGGCCUCCACGGCAAACAGCGCGUGGGCCCCGUCUCCGUCAUCGGAGAGACAGCUCCACUGCAGGAAGUGCCUGCUCCCACAGAGGCCCCGGAGCCCCCCGCGAAACCCCACCUGGGGGAGGUGUCAGUGACGGAUGAGACCCCAGACUCGCUGCGCCUCUCCUGGACGGUCCCCGAGGGCCACUUCGACUCCUUCCUGGUCCAGUACCGGGACGCGGAUGGGGGGCCCCAUAUGGUGCCCGUCGGGGGCGACCAGACCGAGGUCACCGUCUCCGGCCUGGAGCCCGACCGGACGUAUGAGAUGCACUUCUACGGUCUCUAUGGCGACGAGCGCUUGGGCCCCGUCUCCGUGGUAGGAAUGACUGCCCCGCAAGAAGGGAAGACCCCACCCACGGAGCCCCCGGAGCCCCCUGCGAAACCCCGCCUGGGGGAGCUGUCGGUGACGGACGCGACCCCGGACUCCCUGAGCCUCUCCUGGACGGUCCCCGAGGGCCGCUUCGACUCCUUCCUGGUCCAGUACAAGGACGCGGAUGGGCAGCCCCAGGCGGUGCGGGUCGGGGGCGACCGGACCGAGGUCACCGUCUCCGGCCUGGAGCCCGACCGGAAGUACAAGAUGAACCUGUUCGGGUUACGUGGCAAACAGCGCGUGGGACCAGCCUCCGUAGUGGGGGUGACAGCCCCUCAAGAGGAAGAGACUCCAACAACCAUCAGGGUCCCAGAGCCCCGCCUGGGGGAGCUGUCGGUGACGGACGAGACCCCGGACUCACUGCACCUCUCCUGGACGGUCCCCGAGGGCCGCUUCGACUCUUUCCUGGUCCAGUACAAGGACCGGGACGGGAGACCUCAGGUGGUGCCCGUCGGGGGAGACCAGACCGAAGUCACCGUCUCCGGCCUGGAGCCCAACCGGAAGUACAAAUUCCUCCUGUUUGGACUCUCCGGUGGGAAACGCCGAGGCCCCAUCGCGGCAGACGCCAAGACCCUUCCAGCCUCGAAACCCUCGCCCCGCCUGGGGGAGCUGACAGUAUCUGAUGCUACUCCGGACUCCCUGCGUCUCUCCUGGACGGUCCCCGAGGGCCACUUCGACUCCUUCCUGAUCCAGUACAAGGACGCGGACGGGCGGCCCCAGUCGGUGCGGGUCGGGGGAGACCAGACCGAGGUCACCGUCUCUGGCCUGGAACCAGCCAGGAAGUACAGGUUCCUCCUCCACGGGCUCUCCGGCAAAAAGCGCCUCGGCUCCAUCACCGCGGACGGCACCACCGUGGCCAUGGAUGUGGAGCCCACCCGCCCAGCCCCAGAGCCCCGCCUCGGGGAGCUGUCGGUGACGGAUGAGACCCCCGACUCGCUGCGUCUCUCUUGGACGGUCCCCGAGGGCCGCUUCGACUCCUUCCUGGUCCAGUACAGGGACACAGCCGGGCGGCCCCAGGAGGUGCCCAUCGGGGGAGACCAGACCGAGGUCACGGUGGCCGACCUGGAGCCUGACCGGAAGUACGAGUUCUUCCUCUACGGGCUGCGCGGCGGGAAGCGCCUCGGCCCCGUCGACGCCGUUGGCGAGACGGCCCCCCGAGAGGAAGAAGAGGAGCUCCCAACCCUUCCUUCAGUCACCGAACCCCCAGCCCCCAGGAUCGAGCCCCGCCUUGGGGAGCUGUCGGUGUCGGACGUGACCCCAGACUCGCUGCACCUCUCCUGGACGGUUCCCGAGGGCCGCUUCGACUCCUUCCUGGUGCAGCACAAGGACCGUUACGGGCGGCCACAGACGGUGUCCGUCGGGGGAGACCAGACCGAGGUCACCGUCUCCGGCCUGGAACCCGACAGCAUGUACAAGUUCCUCGUCUUCGGGCUCCGCGGCAGGAGACGCUUCGGGCCCAUCUCCGCCGACGCCACCACAGAGCCGGCCCCGGUCGGGGAGUUUGAAGGCCACCUGUCACAUCUGGUGGUGUCGGACGUGACCACGAGCUCCCUGCGCCUGAGCUGGGAAGCCCCGCCGGACAGCUUCGACGCGUUCGUGCUGCGCUACGGGGCCCUGCUUCCCGGCCUGCUGGAGCCUCCCCUGCAGCUGCGCGAGCAGAAUAUCCCGGGCUCGCGGCGCACAACCGUCCUCAAGGACCUGAGGCCCGGCACCCUCUAUACCCUCACCCUGGAAGGCCUGCGCCAGAACACCAAGGCCGACACCCUCCGGGGCUCCGUCCGCACGCUCAGCCCAGUGCUGGAGAGCCCCAGAGACCUCAAGUUCAGCGACAUCGGAGAGAGCUCCGCCAAGGUCUCCUGGACGCUGCCCCCGACCCGCGUCGAACGCUUCAAGAUCUCCUUCCAGCUGGCCGACGGAGGGGAGCCCCUGAGCGUGAUGGUGGACGGGCUGCGCCGCGAGGAGCGGCUGACGGGGCUGGUGCCCGGGGCCCGCUACGAGGUGACCGUGGUGUCCGUGCGUGGCUUCGAGGAGAGCGAGCCCCUCACCGGCUUCCUGGUCACCGUCCCCGACGGCCCCACGCUGCUGCGGGCGCUGAACGUGACCGACGGCGCGGCCCUGCUGCAGUGGCGGCCCCCCGAGAGUCCGGUGGACAGAUACGCCGUGCGGGUGACGGCCCCCGCGGCCCCGCCCCACACGGCGACGGUCCCCGGCAGCUCCGUGUCCUACCCCCUGCACAACCUCCGGCUCCAGACCAACUAUACGGCCACUGUCCGCGGCCUCCGCGGCCCCAACGUCACGUCCCCGGCCAAAGUCGCCUUCACCACCGGACUCAACGGCCCCGAGGACCUGCGGGCCCUCGAGGUGAAGCCUCGCUCGGCGCUGCUCACCUGGACCGAGCCCCAGACGUCCCCGACGGGCUACCUCCUCAGCUACGAUGCCCCCGGAGGGCAGACCCAGGAGGUGCUGCUCCCCGGCGGGGUGACCGCCCACCGCCUCACGGGCCUCUACCCCGACACCCAGUACAGCGUCCGCCUGCAGGCCGUGCGCGGCGGCAGCUUGACGCCCCCCGUGCUCACCACCUUCACCACCGGCCGCCUGAAGAUCCCCUUCCCCCGGGACUGCGGGGAGGAGAUGCACAACGGGCCCGCCCGCUCCCGCCUCGCCACCGUCUUCCUCAACGGCAACCGCGAGCGUCCCCUGGACGUCUUCUGCGACCUGGAGACCGACGGGGGCGGCUGGCUGGUGUUCCAGCGGCGCAUGGACGGCCACACGGACUUCUGGAGGGACUGGGCGGACUACGCCCAGGGCUUCGGGAACGUGUCCGCAGAGUUCUGGCUGGGGAACGAAGCCCUGCACAAUCUGACCCAGGCCGGAGAUUACUCGCUGCGGGUGGACCUGCGGGCCGGCCACGAGGCCGUCUUCGCCCACUACGACAGCUUCAGCGUGGCCGGCGCCUCCCAGUACUACCGCCUCCACCUCGACGGCUACCACGGCACCGCAGGGGACUCCAUGAGUUACCACAGCGGCAGCGUCUUCUCCACGCGGGACCGGGACCCCAAUAAUCUGCUCAUCCCCUGCGCCAUCUCGUACCACGGGGGCUGGUGGUACCGCAACUGCCACUACGCCAACCUCAACGGGCUCUACGGCAGCAGCGUCGACCACCAGGGCGUCAGCUGGCACUCCUGGAAGGGAUUCGAGUUCUCCGUGCCUUUCACCGAGAUGAAGAUGAGGCCCCGGGGCUACCUCCCGCCUUCCCAAGGGGCCUGAGCCCGCGGCCUCCUGGCCCU